Mucor mucedo is the source of this 1303-nucleotide messenger RNA. RefSeq lists its product as uncharacterized. NCBI's taxonomy places the organism in Eukaryota, Fungi, Mucoromycota, Mucoromycetes, Mucorales, Mucoraceae. The transcript is spliced from 3 exons. The coding region runs from base 384 to 1121 and encodes 245 amino acids. The record is from RefSeq and is a predicted model, not a curated record.
AGGACGCCCGUAGUUACACCACCUUUUUCUUCUUUUGUUGGUCCUUUUGACUUCAGGUCCCUAUAUUUUUCUGACUGCUUUUCUGUCCUUUUCUUAUAAAAAGACCUCAAAAAUAAUCAAUAAGGUCUUUAGUUUGUUCUUUACUAUAAUUGUACGAAAGCCCUUCUUAUAAAUCAGCACUGAAUAUUCUUACCAGUUGUAUUUUACUAUACUCCUUCGAAGACACAGAUAACUGAUUCGUCGUAGCAUUUCCCUUUUAUAUCUUUAUAUUUUACUUAUCUUAGUUGACAACUUAUAGUCUGGUGCUCACUCUUUAAGAAAUUUUAUCUUAUUCUUUAUCUUUAUUUCACAUUACCGCUUUUCACUUAAACAAGCCAGUAACAAUGUUGAAACAGCAAGAAAAAUUUUUAUCCACACUUCAUACUGACCCCGGCAUUUUGUCGUACGCGAACAAAAGCAAGUCCACCGAGGAGGACUAUGUUGUUAAGGUUUGGGGAUCGAUAAUCACAUCGUUGUUUGACAGUCCACAACUUACGACUAAAUGGGGUGAAUCUGUGAACAAGGAGUCAUCCCAAUCUAAAAGCAAGUCUUCCGGUGAAAAAUCAAUUGGCGAUAAAGUCGAUUGUCGGAUACUCACCAAGGAUGCCAGCCACAAUGAAACUGAUGUUUCAAACAUCGAAUUUUCCAGGGACCAUAAUACCAAGAAAUUUUUCAGUGACCAUUGCAAACUUUUGAGGGAGGAAAAAACAAUUAUCGACCACUUUCACAACAGCCCAUACAUCAAAAGACGAAACAAGAAAAAUGUUGCUGGCACAGUCCUUCAAAUUGCUAGAAUUGAAGGCCAGAUGAAAAAAAUCAAGCUCGUUGGUAAUGGGUUGUAUGUGGCAACCAAAUUGGGUUCUCUUCGUCAGGUUUUAUCUUAUUUUAAUAAGGUUCAUUUUUUUUCUGUCUCGUAUUUUAUACUUGUGUUAAUUGACUAUUUCAAGAAGGACAAAUAUUCGUCAUUUACGCGUACCAGUUGGUUCCUCCCCACUAAGAGCAGAAAAGAUUUACGACGGAAAGUUUCCGGAUGGUUUAUUUACAUUUUUGAUAAUAAUAAAAUAAUUGUCACAUCACAUUAACGAAGGAUAUUCAAGUAUCACACAUUACUCCGCUUGUUUUUACUGCUGCUCACAGGAUGAUGCCCUAUGGCGAGUAAAUCCUAAUGUCAGAUAAAGUACUGCAAUCUGAUGGGUCGGAAAAGUAGCUAGAAUAUUAACUUUACGACAUGAAUCACAACUGUGGCAAGCAUACAUGACUCGUU